AUGACCUUUAUUCUCUUGGCUCGCGACGACGAGAAAGGCACUGACGGCAAAUUUGUGUGUCUUCGACCUAAACCAAACGAACAUGGUGAAAAGCUUUUGAUUGGAAUUUCAUUUCACCAAUUGGCAGAGUAUGUGACCAUGGGUUGCCUGGGCCUCGCCACCGUAAGUGCCUUGGUGCUCAUCUGGAGACACCUUCAUCAUUAUACCCGACCGAAAGAACAACGCCAAAACAUCCGCAUCAUCAUCAUGCCAGUCUAUUUCUGUGUUGUCUCACUCCUUUCGAUCCUGUUCUACGAAGACUCCAUUUAUAUCACUCCUCUACUGGAGCUCGUCUGUCCGGACGAAGGAGCACGGCCAGAAUACUUCUCUCAGCUCGAAAACAAGGAUAAAAAGGGCAAUAUUAUAACUGGCGGCAGUGGAAAGUGGUUCAACCACAUAUACUUCAUGGUGUUCCAAUAUCCUUUCACGAAAACGAUUGCGACAGGAGUUCAAAUCGGGACACAAGCUGCAGACAUCUAUUGUCCCAACUCAUUGAGUCCGAAAUAUGCACAUAUCUGGCUUAUGCUGGUUGAAUUACUUGUUAUUGGUGGUGCUAUUGGUGGCGUGUUUGGAUUCUAUGGCCGACUCAAGCCUGAAUUCAACCCUAAAUAUCAUCCCCUAGGCAAACUAGUCUGCUUUAAAGGCAUCGUGAUCCUCCUGUUCCUUCAAGAUAUCAUCUUCGGGUUUUUGAAUUCGAAGUUGUUUCAACCUACAGCAACUCUGACAUUUGAUGAUCUUUACUUUGGAAUGCCUCUCCUCCUCACAGCAAUUGAGGCCACGAUAAUCUCAUUCACCUUUCACUGGGCCUUCAGCCCUCACAUCUACCAUGAAGACGGAUUUCCUGAGCGAGAACGUUUGCCAAUCUGGCACGCUGCUCUCGAUGCCAUGAAUCUCUCCGACAUCGUUAAAGCCAGCAUCAAAGCGUGGGCUCUCUUGUUUACUUCAGGCUCGGGGGCUCUUUCUUUUGGUUCUUCGAAGCCCCGCAUGCCCCUUAAGCAACGCACACUUCAGCUCGACGACAUGGGCCGCGAACCACUCACCCACCAAACCUACGGUCACAGCUAUACCAAUCCACACAUUGAUACUAGGUAUCAGCCCCCAAGCUACCCUCCAUCGUCCUCACUACCAAAUCGACGGUAUUCAUCAAGCGUACCGCCGGCUUUUCAGCAAGUGCAAGUGCAAGCUGAAAGCGUAGUUGGGCAAGCACAAUGCGGCUACCAAUCGAUCGGCAGACAAGAUCCAUCGCCAGAGCCAGACCAACACUAUUCUGUUACACCUUGUGAUGUUGUUUGA
Molecule: messenger RNA, 1332 nt
Organism: Exophiala bonariae
Lineage: Eukaryota; Fungi; Ascomycota; Eurotiomycetes; Chaetothyriales; Herpotrichiellaceae
Exons: 4
Coding region: 1-1332 (443 amino acids)
Biological process (GO): transport
Cellular component (GO): membrane
Molecular function (GO): transporter activity
Source: RefSeq, a predicted model, not a curated record